UCAUUGAUCCACCCGAUACCCAAAUCUCACCUCAGUGGGACCACAGCCUCUGUUCCAAAAAAAUACCCUUUACUUUCUCUUCCUCCAUCUUACCUAUUCCAUAGCCAACCAGGGAAACAGACAACUGAUUUUAAACACCUGAAUAGAACAAGUGGAUAGAAAUACAAACUGGACUUGAACAACAGAAGAUACAAAAUACCACUCAACAGCACAGUAGACACAGCAACAAAGACCAAAAGUUCAAGUCAUUCUCAUCACAGAAACAUUUGUUGUGCCUUCUCUCUUCCCAGUAAAUCAGCCGUCAGGACGGACCACCAUGCAUUUAGCCUUCCAGAUCCUGGGUCUGUCUUUAGGGGUGAUUGGCUGGUGUCUGGAGAACAGCUGCACUAGUUCCCAUUCCUGGAGGGUACGCAGCCAUUCUGGGGCUGUCACAACCAACAACUGGCAGUUCGAGGGCCUGUGGAUGACCUGCGCAGCCACGUCCCUGGGCUCUGUGCAAUGCCAGAGGUACAAGACUGUACUGGGGCUGCCAGGCUACAUACAGGCAUGUCGAGCCCUGAUGAUCAUCGCUCUGCUCCUGGGUCUAGCGUCCAUCAUUGUGUCAGUGCUGGGGCUGAAAUGCACAAAGAUCGGCAGCACUUCUGAACAGGCCAAGGGCAAAAUCGCUCUGACAGGCGGAAGCUUGUUCAUCUUAUCAGGUCUUUCCACCUUGACUGCUGUGUCAUGGUACGCUGCACGGGUGGUGCAGGAGUUCCAUGAUCCAUUCUUUGCAGGAGUAAGGUUUGAACUGGGUGCAGGUCUAUACAUGGGUUGGGGAGCUGCCUGUUUGGCCAUUCUAGGUGGUGUCAUGCUCUGCUUUUCCUGUAAGAGGGGUCCAUCAGGACCCGCCACAGGGGGAUAUUCAUACAACUACUCCAAAACAAGCGGUGGACAACAGAUCUAUAGGGCACCACAUGUGUCAGAGUCUGGGAGUUCAAAAGCUUAUGUUUAAAGCAGUUUAAAAUGUGUUUUUUUCAAUCUAAUUUGUUUGUUUGUCUGUUUCCAUUUGUUUCUUCGCCGAAGUAUGAAUUUACUGGUUUGAAUUUGCCAUUAUAUAUUUUUGUUGCUUUGUUUUUGUUGUCUUGAGUUGAGUCACUGUGAAUAUUAAUGCAAUGUUUAUUACUUUGAAAUGUAUUGAAAAUAAAAAUAUUACUCUGUU
This is a messenger RNA of Oncorhynchus masou masou (cherry salmon), 1198 nucleotides long. Its product is annotated as claudin-10-like. The transcript has 6 exons. Gene Ontology annotation, cellular component: plasma membrane; bicellular tight junction. Gene Ontology annotation, biological process: bicellular tight junction assembly; cell adhesion. The record is from RefSeq and is a predicted model, not a curated record. The coding region runs from base 317 to 991 and encodes 224 amino acids. NCBI's taxonomy places the organism in Eukaryota, Metazoa, Chordata, Actinopteri, Salmoniformes, Salmonidae. Gene Ontology annotation, molecular function: structural molecule activity.